Scleropages formosus (Asian bonytongue) is the source of this 3154-nucleotide messenger RNA. It is a transcript of the gene rnf103, whose product is annotated as ring finger protein 103. The coding region runs from base 74 to 2032 and encodes 652 amino acids. Gene Ontology annotation, cellular component: endoplasmic reticulum. NCBI's taxonomy places the organism in Eukaryota, Metazoa, Chordata, Actinopteri, Osteoglossiformes, Osteoglossidae. Gene Ontology annotation, biological process: protein ubiquitination; ERAD pathway. The transcript has 4 exons. The record is from RefSeq and is a predicted model, not a curated record. Gene Ontology annotation, molecular function: ubiquitin-protein transferase activity.
CUCACUCACUCACUCACUCACUCACACACUCUCUCUCUCACACACACUCACUCUCACACUCUGACACGGGAAGAUGUGGCUCAGGCUCUUCUUCCUGCUCCUCUACUUGGUGCUGCUCUUCCUGCUGGCCCGCUUCUUCGAGGCCAUCGUGUGGUACGAGACGGGCAUCCUGGCCACGCAGCUCGUGGACCCCGUGACGCUGAGCUUCCGCAAGCUGAAGACCAUCCUGGAGUGCCGGGGCCUCGCCUACUCGGGGCUCCCCGAGAAGAAGGACGUGCGGGAGCUCGUGGAGAGAUCAGGCUCGGUGAUGAAAGGCGAGUUGUACUCGGCCCUGAAGAACGCCGAGGAGCAGGCAGAGUCAACCUCCAGCACGAGCUUCAGCGGGGAAGUGCACUUCUACGAGCUGGUGGAGGACACCAAGGACGGCAUCUGGUUGGUGCAGGUUGUAGCCAAAGACAGAGACCCUCUGCUGAGCAAAUCCAACUGGGGGAAGAUGGUCCAAAAGGUGUCCAAGUUUGGGAUCAGGACUGGAACCUUCAACUGCUCCAGUGACCCCAGGUACUGUCGUAGGCGCGGCUGGUUGAAGUCGACCCUCAUCAUGUCUGUGCCUCAAACUAAUACUUCCAAAGGGAAGGUGAUGCUGAAGGAGUACAACGGGAGCCGCAUCGAAACGGAGCACAUCUUCAAGUGGAUGACCACGCACGUGGCUUCGCGGAUCAAAAUCAUUCGCCUGCCGCAGCAGCUGCGACAGGAGUGGAACAGGAGUGACCAGUACGCCGUGAAAAUGUUCCUCUUUGCCAAGUUGGCCCAGCCUCCGGCCUUCUUCUCAGCGCUCAGCGUCAAGUUCACCGGUCGCAUUGAGUUCAUCUUCGUAGAUGUGCAGAACUGGGACAAUGACAGCUGCAUGGAGGAUGUUGGCGUUCACCAAGUUCCUUCCUACAUCUUCAAGACCCCAGAAGGUACUUACAGGUAUGGGAACAGCACAGGAGAGUUCAUCUCCCUUCAUGCCAUGGACACCUUUUUGCGCUCUGUGCAGCCAGAGGUCAACGAUCUUUUCCUACUGAGCUUGGUCAUGGUGAACCUCAUGGCCUGGAUGGACCUGUUCAUAACACAGGGUGCCACUAUCAAGCGCUUUGUGGCCCUUAUAAGUACACUUGGGACGUACAACUCCCUGCUUAUCAUCUCUUGGCUGCCCAUCCUGGGGUUUCUGCAGCUGCCGUACCUGGACAGCUUCUACGAGUACAGCCUCAAGCUGCUGCGAUACGCCGACACCACUACGAUCGCCUCCUGGGUCAGGGCGGACUGGACCUUUUACUCUUCGCACCCCGCACUCUUCCUGAGCACCUACCUGGGCCACGGACUUCUCAUCGACUACUUUGAGAAGAAGAGGCGGCGCAACAGCGACGACGAGCUCAACGCCAACAACCUAGAGUGGCUCUCGAGCCUGUGGGACUGGUAUGCCAGCUAUCUCAUCCACCCCAUUGCUUCUUUACACCAUUUCAAUGAGUCUGACUUCGAUGAAGACCCCAGUCUGCUCCUGCAGAGGCUGGCCUUCCCCGAUCUCUGGCUCCGCCCGCUCGUUCCCACCGAUUACAUCAAGAACCUCUCCACCUGGCGUUUCCGGUGCGCCGCGUGCCCCGCGAAGGAGGUGAGCGGCGAAGGCGAGCGGAGGUGUUGCGGUGACACCGGCGCACAACCACCGGAGGAUCCACCUUACAGCGACCACCAUGGUACAGACACUGAGCUCACAUCUCACCGAACGUGUGUCUGCUCGAAUCCGGCUGGCUCCGCCGGGGAGGCCGACUGGUCCUCUUGGCCCUGCGACAUGCUCCAGUGCACCGAGUGCGUCGUGUGCUUGGAGAACUUUGAGAACGGUUGCCUCAUCAUGGGACUGCCGUGUAGCCACGUGUUCCACCAGCAGUGCAUCGUGGUCUGGCUGUCCGGCGGGAGACAUUGCUGCCCCGUGUGCCGGUGGCCGCCUUACAAGAAAAAAGGAGAUCGAUCAGACCACAUAGCAAACGUGCAAGGAUGACAUGUAUGAGGGUAGGGUCAGGUGAGGUAAGGUGAGGUCAGGUGAGGUUUGGUGCUGCGUGUGCACACUGGCAGGGAACCAGCUACCUGUGCCUGACUUGCUCUAGGUCUUCACGUGUCAGUUUUGGUCCGUAGAACUUUGUUGUUAGACUUGUUUUUGUGAUUCGAAUCAUAAUUACACACUGGGCAGGUGAGUUGGUAUGAGAAACAGGUAGGUAAUAUUACAUUAAUAUUAAUUUUGGUAAACUUUUAAGUUUGGUUGCCUUGAUCAUUUUAAAGAAGAAAUUAUUUCAGAUAAAACGCUCAUGUACUAAAACUCGUUCAUUCGAAGCUAAAAGUACCAGCUGAGGAUGUUUGAGGAGGAGUGUGUAUCAAAUGUUAAAUGCCAUAAACAUGCAAUUAAACGUUUAGAAAUGCUUGCAAACAAAGGGGUUCUUUUUCCAAGUUACUGUCCUUGUAUUUGGACCUGUUUCUGUUGGCCUCCUGUCUCCAUGGUGGUGGAUGUAGUUUUAACCCUGGAAGCACAAGGAUCAUAACAUAAAAGUUAUGAGAUUUUUUUGCCUCAGUCCUUUAUUGUGGCAGUUUCUGGUAUUUUUAUUUUUGGUUUUGCUAUUUUUGAUGCUGUGGGUCUCUUUAUAAGUCUGCGUUUUGAACCAGGGCUGGGAUGCACGUCCUCUGUCCUGACCUACAGCUGGGGCAGCGGGGUGAGGCUCAGCGGUACCUUGGCGACAGGAGGGGAUGGAAGAGCUGAAAAUUGGUCCCUAUAAAUAUACUCGGCUUAUUAUGCAGCUACUUUCAGUGUGUUGUUAUUGUGUUUUACCAUUACAUUAUGUGCUCGGUCAUCUCCCUUUGCUCCUUGUACAGAAAUGUUCCUUCCUGGCUUCUGCAGAUCAGUGCAAAGCUGAGUUUUCCUUCCUGUAUAUCGCUGAAUGCACAGCGACAAGGAGGGAUCGGCAUACUGAACACUGACACAGAAGGGCGGUGGUUCUAGUAGAGGGCGACACCCACAAGACGUAUGACUGCAGAAGGAACCAAAUCAACACACUAACUUAUGUUUCAUCUUAUUUAUUCACCUUAAUAUUUAAAUUUCAUAGCUUGACCCUGAAAAAAUAAAAAAUACUAA